Molecule: messenger RNA, 1206 nt
Organism: Pochonia chlamydosporia 170
Lineage: Eukaryota; Fungi; Ascomycota; Sordariomycetes; Hypocreales; Clavicipitaceae
Product: G2/mitotic-specific cyclin-B1
Exons: 2
Coding region: 1-1206 (401 amino acids)
Biological process (GO): mitotic cell cycle phase transition; regulation of cyclin-dependent protein serine/threonine kinase activity
Cellular component (GO): nucleus; cytoplasm; cyclin-dependent protein kinase holoenzyme complex
Molecular function (GO): cyclin-dependent protein serine/threonine kinase regulator activity
Source: RefSeq, a predicted model, not a curated record
AUGGCUUUCCAUCACACCGACGAGACAUUCUUCAUCGACUCCGAUGAGCCUCUCCACACUCGCAUCGACCCCCGAACGGCCGCCAAGAUGAUUGCUCGCAACAGACAAGAUAUCAUCGCCGGUGAGCUAUCGCGGCUCGCCGGUGAGGAGUAUUUAGAGGACAUCAUGCAACACAUGAGACAAAUGGAGGACGAAACUCUUCCGGACGCUAGCCUCAUUGACAUGCAACGGGAAAUCCAAUGGUUCAUGAGACCCUAUCUCAUUGACUUUCUCGUUGAAGCCCACGCUGCCUUCGCACUCCUCCCGGAGACCCUCUUUCUGACUGUCAACCUCUUGGAUCGCUAUUGCUCAAGACGUGUCGUGUACAAGCAACACUACCAGCUCGUGGGCUGCGCUGCCUUGUUAAUUGCUGCCAAGUAUGGAGACAAGAAGGAUCGGGUUCCUCAAAUACACGAACUCAACAACAUGUGCUGCGGACUGUAUGAUGCCGGCAUGUUCACCCAGAUGGAGAUGCACGUUCUGAACACGCUAGAGUGGACAAUUGGGCACCCUACUGUUGACUUCUUCUCACAACUAAUGGUUACCGAGGAGCAUGACGACAGGGAAGUGGAGCAGAUGGCGGCGUAUCUCAGCGAAAUUGCCUUGUACCACCGAGAUUUUGUUUCGACAAAGCCCUCAAUCAUGUCGCGUGCUUCACUAGCACUCGCAAGAGCAAUCCUCGGCCGCCCAGAAGCGAACGAUGGGGAGUGGGAUCACACUGAGAACCUCACCCUUCUCACUCUUUCACAGCACCUCAACCAACCCUCACCGACUCUCGCUCGGAAAUAUUCCACCCCCCACAUGUCUAGAGUCUCACAAAAACUUGCCGACUUCAUGGCCGAACAAGCUGCCAUGGCCGCACGCAAUGCCAACCCCCCUUCGCCGCCAAGCGACGUGCCGUUAAAACACGGUGACAUCUACAGCACUCCUCAGAAGGGCCACGGUGCAGCCAUGGGUUUUGAGGGCUACUUGACGCCUCCCAUUACACCAGACGGUGCUUGCUUUGGUAACGGAAACCCCCAGCAUGUGGUCAAGGACGUUUAUCAAAUGCCUCCUCGGUGCCCGGUUACACCAACACCACAACACCACGCUGGUUACGCCCAACAAGCACGCCAAUACAUUGGCUUCCCUUCACAACAUCAGUUACACGGGAUUCACCAACAAUAG